Molecule: messenger RNA, 1739 nt
Organism: Pieris brassicae (large cabbage white)
Lineage: Eukaryota; Metazoa; Arthropoda; Insecta; Lepidoptera; Pieridae
Product: methyltransferase-like protein 22
Exons: 6
Coding region: 610-1419 (269 amino acids)
Biological process (GO): protein methylation
Cellular component (GO): nucleus
Molecular function (GO): protein methyltransferase activity
Source: RefSeq, a predicted model, not a curated record
CACUCCGGCACUCCUGUUUGAGGCAACCCUUUACAUCUCUUGUUGUUUUACUUUGUCUUUGCUUAUACGAUAAGUCUCUCUACUGGUUCUGUAUUAUUCAAUAUAUACGUUGUUAUAUUAGUCUGUAAUUCUUGAGAAAUGCGCCAAAUUAUUUGUUUUUGUUUAGAAUUUAAAAAAUUGAUAAACUCAUAUCUAGGGCUAAAUAAAUUUAAAUCUAAGUUUAAAUAAUUUAUAUGGGCAAAAAUGUUUGGUGAGGAGUUGAAUGAUUUACAGAUUGUAUUUAAAUAUUAAUUAAAAUCAAAAAUCAAUAAAGCAGAAUAUAUGGAUACAUUUGUUUAAUAAUAACUAUUAAAAUCUAACACGUCUUUUUAACUUAACUUUCAUGCAAGUCCAUAGAUAGAUAAAAAAACUUUUUAUUGUUAAAAUCGAUCGGAUCAUUAAGCCACAAAUCACAUAAAUUGGCCUUCAAUCGCAGACUAGUCAAUGUAUUUUAGAAUUUUAAAAUUGGAAAUCAUCCAAUUUUUCCUCACUUCCUCACAUUAGUUCAAGCUUGUAGAUCACAUUAAUUAGAGAAUAUGAUGUCAGAGAUGACUGUUGUAUCAGAAAUAUAUGAUGAAUAUAAUUACAGAACGGAUAGUGCCCCAAGUAGAAAAGAAAAUGUCAUAUCCCAAUUUCCAUUUUUAUUACCAAAAGAAAAAGCUAAGCACACAUUUGAUGAAGAUGAUGAUUUGGAUUUUGAAAGACCAAGUAGAGAAGUUAUUAAAAUUGCUAUACUUUUUAGAGCACAGUUUUAAAACGAAAAUUGCCUUAGUGGGUCUUCAAGUAUGGAGAGGAGCAUUUUUAUUAGGAGACUUGUUAAUACACUUAGGAGUUAAUGGUGAAUUAGAAGGAAAGACUAUUUUAGAACUUGGUGCUGGAACUGGCCUUACAAGUUUUGUCGCCGGUAUUUACGCGAAGAAAGUUGUUUGCACUGAUAUUGAUUUGGGUGGUAUUCUGGAUUUAAUAAAAAUAAAUGCUAGAUGCAAUUCCAAGUUAAUAAAAUCGGAAUUUAUAGUGUUGCCCCUUGACUUCACAAAUCUUAACUGGAAUGCUGCGUUAUUUAAAGAAAUACAACAAACUGAUAUUAUUAUCGCUGCUGAUGUAAUCUACGAUGACGACGUUACAUCAGCAUUUGUAUCGACAGUUCAGAAAAUACUUGACACAAAUCCACCAAAGACAAUAUAUAUAGUUCUAGAAAAGCGCUAUGUUUUUACCAUAGAGCAUAUGGAGUCUAUAGCUCCAUGCUACGAAACAUUCCUAGCCUUAUUAGAUAAGGUUAAAUGUGAUUGGAUAGUUGAACAACUCCCACUCAAUUUCCCCAAAUACUUUACGUAUGAUCGCGUAAAAGAAUUAGUUUUAUGGAAGAUAAGCUCCAAAUGACAUAUCUUUAGUAGAAAAAUAUACUUUUGUUGAAUUAAAUGUUUUUUUCUUUAACGGAAUAAAAAUAUAACAACAUUUCGAAAAACUUUUUGGUUUGAAAACAUCGACAGUCCAUCAGAUUAUUCAGUCUACGUGCGUCUACAGUCUACAGAUACCGGCAAACAUCAUGUUCGAUGCGCAAACUUCCCCUUACUCCCUUGUUUAUUGUUCAAGAACUACAACUACUACUUCAAGAACUAAACACUAACUUAUGCGGCGAAGAGAUACAGUGUGAGGGACCCUGUAUGUAUUAUAAGUCGAUAACAUUUUUACAGUUUUAC